AUGUCCAAUCAUCUAUCUUCUGAUCAUGCAACUGGAAAAAAAUCUGAAUAUUGUUGUGAAUAUGGAUCAACAAAAUAUUUUAUUUAUUGUGGAUUAGGUGGUAUGCUUAGUUGUGGUAUUACACAUCCACUGAUGGUUCCUAUCGAUGUUAUUAAAUGUCGUGUUCAAGUAAAUAAACAGAAAUACAAAAAUCUCGUAACUGGUUUUAAAAUUACUAUGGCAGAAGAAGGAGCACGUGGAUUAGUCAAAGGAUGGUCACCAACACUUAUUGGAUAUUCGCUUCAAGGUUUUGGCAAAUUUGGUUUUUACGAAUUUUUCAAAGACUUCUAUAGUAAAAUGUUAGGAGAAGAAAAAACUUAUUUAUAUCGUACAGCAAUUUAUUUGGGCGCUGGUGCGUCAGCUGAAUUUAUAGCUGAUAUAGCUUUAGCCCCAUUUGAAGCUACGAAAAUUCGUAUUCAGACACAAGAUAAUUGGGCUAGAAAUUUACGUGAAGGAAUGCCCAAACUUUAUGCUGAAGAAGGUUUUACUGGCUUUUAUAAAGGUAUUGUACCUCUUUGGUUUCGACAAAUUCCUUAUACAAUGAUGAAAUUUGCUUGCUUUGAGAGAACUGUCGAAGCACUCUAUAAAUAUGUCGUACCUAAAUCACGUGAACAAUGCUCAAAAUUAGAACAACUUGGUGUCUCAUUUGUUGCUGGUUAUACUGCGGGUAUUAUCUGUGCUGUGGUAAGCCAUCCAGCCGAUGUUAUAGUAUCGAAGCUCAAUGAGAAAAAGGAGUUGACUUUAACUCAAGCUAUACAACGUGUCGGCUUUGCAGGUAUGUGGCAAGGCCUUGGAGCACGUAUUUUGAUGAUUGGUACACUUACUGCUCUUCAAUGGUUUAUCUACGAUUCGGUUAAAAUUAGUCUUGCUAUGCCACCAGUUCCAACACCAGAACAACCAUCGAAUCAAUCUUCAAAAAAGGAUAACAAUCACAAUCAGAAUAAAAAAACUUAA
Adineta steineri is the source of this 993-nucleotide messenger RNA. NCBI's taxonomy places the organism in Eukaryota, Metazoa, Rotifera, Eurotatoria, Adinetida, Adinetidae. The record is from the annotation of a GenBank genome assembly.